AUGAACCUGCUAGCCAAAACUUUCGUAAUAUCACAUUUCUCCAAUCUUCACAAUAUUCAAACCUACUUUAAUGGCGUUUGUUCGUCCUAGAUUUUAUUGAGCGUUUUGGCGCAACAGAACCAAGUGGGCCUCUGCUUCUAUGACAGUAAAGACUCAUCAAUCCACUAUAUGGUUGAUACUCCAGAUAACCACGAGUUAAACCUUCUGGCCAGAGUCAUUCAGGAGAUUUGUCCUCAAGUGAUUAUCACCAGUGCAAAGCAAGAGCGUUGCAUGACCCGCUUCCUGAUCCAACUUGAGUCAAAUCCAGACUACAAACCAGAGGUGGUUAUUUAUCCAUAUCUUGACUUUGGUCUGGAACUGGGCAAGACAAGGCUGCUUUCAGCCCACCUGCCUUUCCUCCCCGCCUCCAUUUCAGAAUCAGAGAAGAUGGCCUAUCUCGCCUCCUGUAUCUCCUUUGACUCCCCCCUCAUGCUGAGGGCACUUGGCGCUCUUCUAAAAUGCAUGGACAGGAGGAGAGUGGGAGUUGAGCUGGAAGACAGCAGUGUUGCUGUUCCCAUCCUGCAUUUCAGUGCCUACACGCUUAAAGGUGUGUUGUACAUUGACAGGGAAGCAUACAGUGUUCUUCAGAUCUUCAAAUCAGAGCUUCACCCAUCUGUGUAUAAACUUCAUUCGGGUGAAAAAGAAGGAUUCAGCCUUUACGGAUUAUUAAACUGCUGCAGUUGCAGGUUUGGAUCCAAACUGCUCCGUCAGUGGUUCUUGCGGCCAACGAUUGACCUCGCCGUGUUGAACCGACGACAGGAAGUGAUCCGCUUCUUCACGUCGCCUCGGAAUUCAGACUACCUGGACACUUUGCGGACGUCACUACGUAACAUCAGAAACAUCCCGACUCUUUUGCGUAGGAUGUCUCUCUCACACACCAAAGUGACAGAUUGGCAGAGUCUUUACAAGACGGUGCACAAUGCAGUUUAUAUCAGAGACACAGUACGACACCUUCCUCAAUCCAUUCAACUGUUCCGGGACAUCAGCGAACGCUUCUCUGAUGACCUCCAAUACAUCGCUUCGCUCAUCAGCCGCGUGGUUGACUUUGAAAACAGUGUAGUUGAGAACCGCUUUACCGUCAAACCAAACAUAGAUCCGGCAAUCGAUGAAAAGAAAAGACAAAUGGCGGGCUUGUCCACCUUCCUGUCGGAUGUUGCUAGAAGAGAGCUGGCGCACCUGGAUCGCAGAUUCACCUCCUGCUGCAUCGUCUACAUCCCUUUGAUCGGGUUCUUGCUCUGUGUUCCGCGGCCGCCUAAUAUGGUGACGAAACAAGAUUUUGAGAUCGAGGGUCUUGAGUUCAUGUUUCUAUCAGAAGAUCACUUGAACUACCGCAACCAGAGGACCAAAGAGGUGGAUGAGCUCAUGGGAGAUUUGCACUGUGACAUCAGAGACAUGGAAACAGCUGUCAUGAAUCAGCUACAAAACGCCAUUUUGGAGAGGAGCGACUCUCUCUAUAAGGUUCUGGAUCUGGCUGCCGAGCUGGACUGUCUAAUGUCGCUGAGUAAAGUCUCCCAGGAGUACGGCUACACCUCACCCAAGCUAAUCAGCCGCAAAGCAAUAUCGAUCAAUCAGGGCAGACACCCGUUGUUGGAGGUGUGCUCUCCUGUGUUUGUGGCUAACUCCUUUGAGGGCCUUGAGUCACAGGGCAGGAUCAAAAUCAUCACAGGACCCAACUCAUCUGGGAAGAGCAUCUAUCUCAAACAGGUCGGUCUGAUCGUCUUCAUGGCUCACGUCGGCUCUGACGUGCCAGCCAAGGGUGCGGAGAUAGGCUUGGUGGACGGAAUAUUCACCUGCAUGCCGGGCCGAGAAUCCGUGUCCGUGGGUCUCAGUACCUUCAUGAUUGACCUCAACCAGAUGUCCCAGACACUUCACAGCAGCACGGGCAACUCAUUAGUGCUCAUUGAUGAAUUUGGAAAAGGGACUAACACCGUGGACGGCUUGUCCCUACUGGCUGCAACCAUCUCUCAUUGGCUGAACAAAGCUCCGGUUGAUGUUCCUCACAUCCUGCUGGCCACUAAUUUUCACAGUUUGCUGCAACUGGGCCUCUUACCCACCUCCAACCUGCUGUCUCUUCUGACGCUUGAGACGGCAGUGGAUGGGGAUGAGCUGGUGUUUCUGUACCAAUUGAAGGAAGGCAUCUGCCAAUCCAGUUAUGCUGCCAAUGUCGCCAGAUUGGCUGGCUUGCCUGUUGAGGUUGUACAGAGAGGAGUGGAAGUGUCAGAACUCUACAGGACAGGAAAAGCCAUCAAACGUAUUGAUAAAUCAGACGAGGAGGCCGAUAGAUACACGACCGUGGUGGAGAAAUUUAUGAGCCUGGACCUGGAUGAUGACAAUCUGGACUUGCAGCGCUUCUUGAAAGAGGAAGUUCUGCCCUCUGCUGGACAGAGGCUGAACACCUGAAGUGUCCUACUGCGUCACUUAGUUUCCAAUUCGGAUGUUUUUGUUGGAACUGUUCACAU
This is a messenger RNA of Syngnathus acus (greater pipefish), 2498 nucleotides long. It is a transcript of the gene msh5, whose product is annotated as mutS homolog 5. NCBI's taxonomy places the organism in Eukaryota, Metazoa, Chordata, Actinopteri, Syngnathiformes, Syngnathidae. Gene Ontology annotation, molecular function: mismatched DNA binding; ATP-dependent DNA damage sensor activity; ATP binding. The transcript is spliced from 24 exons. The record is from RefSeq and is a predicted model, not a curated record. Gene Ontology annotation, cellular component: nucleus. Gene Ontology annotation, biological process: mismatch repair; chiasma assembly.